GGGAUAGUUUUAACCACCGUGUUGGAAGUUUAACACACAUGUACUGUACUUAACUAGACAUGGUGGCGUGUUAAAAAUAACACGUUAUGUCACUUUAACGCAUCUGUUUUAAGAGUGUGCAUUCAGCUCAAACAACACGAGCCGAUGUUCAGAGCAGGGACACUAAUUUGCGCGUCCUCACAUGCUGAUAAGAAUCAUCACUCAUAAGAGAAAAGCAGUAUGGUUGUAGGGCUCUAGGAUGGUGUUUAUCAUAUGAGUGAAACAGAAAGUAAAUGAAACGGGAACAUAAACGUCAGUUUAAAGACGGAGCAAAAAGAAGAGGGAGUGAAAAGUGAAAUCAUUAACUUUAAUAAAAGAACGGAGUUGGCUAGAACCCAUUUGUGGUUUAAUCUGGUCUAAUGUGUUCCAGUCUCCUGAGAUAGGAGGCACUGUUUCUAAAAUGAGUCUCUCAAAGGAGCCAGAGACCAAAGAUGGAACCUUCAGCACUGACAGAAAGAGGAUCCAGGUAGAAAGAGCAGAGUCACCUGUACCCAGCUGUCUGUCUAUGAAGAGUGAUCGUUCAGUGGUUCGUAAAAUCUGCUUCAAAGGAGACAUAACAGGAGAUCAAAGGAUACGGCAUUCACUUCAGUCCAGCUCUUUAGAAGUGACGAGUUCAAAGAUAUUAUCCUCCCCAAAACAGUCUCUCCUGCGAACUCUGAUGAAGCGUAAAAAGGACGAAAAGUUGAAAGUGUUUCAGACCCAUCUGAGUCAGGAUUUCCCAGAAUGCUUCAAGAUUCUGUAUGAAGAUACUUCUGUACUAGAUAAGUGUAUGAAGAUGAAGAAAUUGUUCAAGAGUCAUCAAAUUCAUGACUACCCAGAAUGCAUUGAGGGAGAGCAGGAGGACCCUGAGGCGCUGUACAUAGUUGAGAAGAUGCUGGAGACCUGUGGCAGUGAGAAGUCUCUGAAGAUAACACUCCACAUCCUGAGGGACAUGAAGGAGAAGGAUCUCGCCGACUCACUGGAGAGGGAUGAGCAGCACAGUAAGAGCUUUCUCUCAUUGCUACUAUGUGCCAUUGGAAUAUUGAAAUAUGAAUCUAUAAAAAGAGCCCAGCAGGCACUGAAAACUCAUCUGAAGGGAAAGUUUGAAUGCAUAUUUGAAGGUUUAGCAAAGCAGGACCACCCAACCCUCCUCAGUGAGAUCUAUACAGGACUCUACAUCACAGAGGGGGGAAGUGGGGGUGUCAAUAAUGAACACGAGGUCAGACAGAUUGAGACAGAAUCCAAGAGACAAACCACACAGGAGACUGCAAUCCUCUGCAAUGACAUCUUUAAGCCUUCACCUGGACAAGAGAAACCCAUCAGAACAGUGCUUACAAAGGGCAUCGCUGGCAUUGGGAAAACCAUCUCUGUGCAGAAGUUCAUUCUGGACUGGGCAGAAGGAAAAGCCAAUCAGGAUGUUGAUUUCAUCUUCACUCUUCCAUUCAGAGAUUUGAACUUGAAGAACGAAAGAGAAUUCAGUCUGAUGCAACUUCUGCAGCAUUACUUUCCACAAUUGAAAGAGAUCAAAAGUAUUGAAAGUGAUGAAGUCAAAGUUGUGUUUAUCUUUGAUGGUCUGGAUGAGUGCCGACUUUCUCUAAAUUUCCAAAGCAAUGAGACCUGCUGUGAUAUAACAGAGUCAUCAUCAGUGGAUGUGCUGCUGACCAACCUCAUUAAGGGAAAUCUGCUUCCCUCUGCUCUCCUCUGGAUCACCUCCCGACCCGCAGCAGCCAGUCAGAUCCCUCCUGAGUGUGUCCACCGAGUAACAGAGGUACGAGGGUUCAAUGACCCACAGAAGGAGGAGUACUUCAGGAAGAGAAUCAGAGAUGAGAACCAGGCCAGCAGAAUUAUCUCACACAUAAAGUCAUCCAGGAGUCUCCACAUCAUGUGUCACAUACCAGUCUUCUGCUGGAUUUCUGCUACUGUUCUGGAGACAAUGUCGGGUAAAGCAGAGAGUGGACAUCUGCCCAAAUCUCUGACUGAAAUGUACACACACUUCCUGCUCAUUCAGACUAAUGUAAAGAAUCAGAAAUAUCAUGGCACCAAUGAGACAAACCCAAAGAAAAUGUCAAAAUCAGACACAGAAAUCAUUCUGAAACUGGGGAAGCUGGCUUUUCUACAGUUGGAAAUGGGCAAUCUGAUAUUCUAUGAAGAGGACCUGAGAGAGAGUGGCAUUGAUGUCAGUGAAGCUUCAGUGUACUCUGGGGUGUGCACAGAGAUCUUUAAAGAGGAAUGUGGAUUGCAUCAGGAGAAGAUCUACUGCUUUGUGCAUCUGAGCAUUCAGGAGUAUCUGGCUGCCUUGUUUGUGUUUCAUUCAUGUGUAAAUGAGAACAGAAAUGUUUUUAGAGCAGAAGAAUUAAAAUUUCACAUUUACAGAGUGCAGCUGUCUGAGUUACACAAGAGUGCGGUGGAUCAGACCUUAGACAGUAAGACUGGACACCUGGACCUUUUCCUCCGAUUCCUUCUUGGCCUCUCUCUGGACUCCACGCAGACUCUCUUAGGAGGACUACUGACACAGACAGGACAUAGAUCAGAGAGCAAUAAGAAAACAAUCCAGUACAUUAAGAUGAAGAUUGAAGAGGAAUACUCUGUGGAGAGGACCACCAAUCUGUUCCACUGUUUGAAUGAAUUGAAUGACAACUCUCUAGUGCAGGAAAUCCAGAAUUACCUCAGAUCAGGAAAGCUUUCCAAUCAAGAGCUGGAACCACACCAAUGUUCAGCUCUGGCCUUCGUGUUACUGAUGUCAGAGGAGGUCCUGGAUGAGUUUGACUUGAGGACCUACAACACAUCAGCAGCAGGUCAUCAGAGACUGGUACCAGUAGUCAAGAACUGCAGGAAGGCCAUACUGAACAGCUGUGACCUCACAGAGAAGUCCUGUGAUGUUGUGGCCUCAGCUCUCCAGUCAUCAAACUCACCCCUGAGAGAUCUGGACCUCAGCUACAAUAAGCUGGGAGAUUCAGGAGUGGAGCUGCUCUGUGCUGGUCUGAUGAGUCCAAACUGUAAGCUACAGAGAUUGGGACUGAACAGCUGUAACCUCACAGAGAAGUCAUGUAAUGAUGUGGCCUCAGCUCUCCAGUCAUCAAACUCACCCCUGACAAAUCUGGACCUCAGCUACAAUAACCUGGGAGAUUCAGGAGUGAAGCUGCUCUGUGCUGGACUGAAGAGUCCAAACUGUAAACUGCAGAGACUGGGCCUGUCAGGCUGUGGAGUCACACAGAGAGGCUGUGAUUCUCUGGCUUCAGCUCUGUGUUCAAACCCCUCACACCUGAGAGAACUGGACCUCAGCAACAAUAACCUGCGAGAUUCAGGAGUGAAGCUGCUCUGUGCUGGACUGAUGAGUCCAAACUGUAAACUGCAGAGACUGGGAUUGAACAGCUGUGACCUUACAAAGAUGUCCUGUGAUAUUGUCGCCUCAGCUCUCCAGUCACCAAACUCACCCCUAAGAGAUCUGGACCUCAGCUACAAUAACCUGCGAGAUUCAGGAGUGAAGUUGCUCUGUGCUGGACUGAUGAGUCCAAACUGUAAACUGCAGAGACUCAGACUGAACAGCUGCGACUUCACAGAGAAGUCCUGUGAUAUUGUGGCCUCAGCUCUCCAGUCAUCAGACUCACCCCUGAGAGAUCUGGACCUCAGCUACAAUAACCUGGGAACUGUCAGGCUGUGGAGUCACACAGAGGGGCUGUGA
Anguilla anguilla (European eel) is the source of this 3700-nucleotide messenger RNA. Its product is annotated as NACHT, LRR and PYD domains-containing protein 3-like. The record is from RefSeq and is a predicted model, not a curated record. The coding region runs from base 440 to 3700 and encodes 1086 amino acids. Gene Ontology annotation, molecular function: protein binding. Lineage: Eukaryota; Metazoa; Chordata; Actinopteri; Anguilliformes; Anguillidae. The transcript is spliced from 13 exons.